AUGGUCGACCGGGGUGGUGGUGCACGAGGUGUGUCGAAUAUCGGAUCGCGUUGGCCCCAUACGAUGGCUUUGCAUGACGGCGGCGCACAGUUAAAUGGUAGUGCACGUUUCGGGUCGAGUGGGUCGCAGUUUGGCGUGACGUAUGAUGAUGGUCGGACAAGGGAUGGGAACGUGUCCAUGUUGGGUUGGGCCAAAGCCAAUCGCGGUUUGUCAGGACCAACGUGCAAAGGUAAACCGGCUGUGAGUUUAUUUGGAAGGAACCGGAGGCAGAGGGCGUGUUGGUGGGGGGCCAGGGCAAGGAGGCAGGUUGUUGUUUGCCAUGUUGGACUCGUCGUAGAUGGUAGCGGCCAUUGUAUGAUGUUGAAGCCGAAGGUUGGUAGUGGUUGA
This is a messenger RNA of Ascochyta rabiei, 387 nucleotides long. RefSeq lists its product as uncharacterized. The coding region runs from base 1 to 387 and encodes 128 amino acids. NCBI's taxonomy places the organism in Eukaryota, Fungi, Ascomycota, Dothideomycetes, Pleosporales, Didymellaceae. The record is from RefSeq and is a predicted model, not a curated record. The transcript has a single exon.